AUGUUGAAACUUCAGCUACUUUGGUUGAUAUCUUUGGCUUUGGCUCAAGCUAAAGAUACUUACUCCUCAUACGACUCAGUGACUUCAUUAGCAGCCACCACAGAUACUAGUUCAGAUGUUACUUCUACUGACACAACAACUGCUGCUGUGGUCACCACCCAAUCAUCAGAAACUUCAACAACCGGCACAAAUGCUAUUUCAGUUAUUGCCUCAGACAUAGCCUCGGAUGCUAGCUCAGGCGCUGCCGCUGUUGCCUCUGUUGCCUCUUCGGACGCUGACGCUGUUGCCUCUGUUGCCUCUUCAGAAGCAUCAGCCGCUAGUUCAGCCGCUGCAGCAGUAUCAUCUUCAUUUGGGGGAUACACGAAUCUGACAAUUACAAUCAGUCCGGUAUCUCUUGCACAGCAAACAUCAAGUACUGGAUAUCACACUCCUUCAUCAGGCACCACUUUAGAUACAACCCAAUACGACUACUCAACCACAGAAGUAACCAUUGGUUAUACCACUUACCUGUCUCCUUACACAGAAGAAAGCACAAAGGGAAAAGGGAAAAGAAAAACAACUGUGACUACCGUCAAGUACCUGACAAUCACCUCAGCGAUCGUCAGCGAACAAGUAGCCAGCUUUGUAGCUGCCUCCACUAUCGAAGCCAGCUCUUCUUCUUCUUCUUCUUCCCCCUCCUCUACAGAGGCUGCAGUUGUCACCACCUCAUCACAAGCUGUUGAUAUCCCUACAACUCUGGCUGCCGAAAGCCCUGGAUCUUCCACCACCACCACCACCACCUCUAGUGCUCAGUGGGAUUGGCAUGACACUACCACUGACUCUACUACUGCAAAAACCACCACUUACGCGACAUCCGCCAGUAGCGCCGAGUUCGAGCUGUCUGCCAUUGAAACUACCAGUUCCACUAGUGUAGCUGUUGCAGCCACAUCUUCAGAUGUCACAACCUCUACUUCCUCAUACGCCUAUAAAGUGACAUAUGCAACCUCUGAUACCUACGUAUCAUCUUCAAUAGAGUCUACCACUGAACUGACUAGUGCAUCUAGUGAAUAUGUCGCCACAUCAAAAUCCUCAAAAUCCUACUCAGCAGCUGUUAUUGCAACUACCAGUGCUGCAGCUACUAGUGCUGCGACUACCAGUACUUCUGAAUAUCCUACAGUUAUAGCGACAACCAGUUCUUCUUUGGUUUCUUCAUCUAUUUCUGAACAUUCUUCUGUUGAACCAACCACUACUGCUUCUGUUGAACCAACCACUACUGCUUCUGUUGAACCAACCACUACUGCUUCUGUUGAACCAACCACUACUACUUCUGCUAAGCCAACCACUACUGCUUCUGCUAAGCCAACCACUACUGCUUCUGUUGAACCAACCACUACUGCCUCUGAUAAGCUAACCACUACUGCUUCAUCAGAGUCUGUUUCUGCUUCUUCAGUAUCUGUUUCUGCUUCCACAAAUUCUCUCCCAACUUCAGUUGGCACUUCUGAGUCCGUUACCAGUUCUGUUUCUGAGUUGGUCUCUACCAAAUCAUCUCUGCUGAUCAGUGAAGCUGUGAAAACCACCGGUUCCGUUAUUGUUUCUUCUGAUACCACCAGUGGCCCAACCACAUUGGCUCCAAUGACAACAACUGAGAGUUCAGCUUCUUUGACAUCAUCUGGGACCCUUUCUGUUUCUGCUACUUCGAAAAUUGCUACCGAUGAGGUUUCUUCAGAAUCUUCAAUUUUGGCAGAAUCCACCUCUUCUGGAGUUCAUGGUUCUCUUACUAUUGCUUCUACCACUGGUGUAUCUUCUACCACCACUGGUGCUUUGUCUGGCACUGUUUCAGUUACUGCUUCAGUUACUUCCAUGCCAACUUCGGAAAUCGAAAGUAAAUUAUCUUCCAUGUUCAGUGCUGCCUCUAGUGAUUACUCUGAUAUGACCACCAUGAGCGAUUUCUCCAAGUUGACCAGUGAAUUGGCAUCUGCAGCUUCGUCUUCUACUUCUUUGGAUAGUGCCGUUGUUGCCAGUCUUAGUAGUGUCUUCAGUGUUCUUAAUAGCGCUGGUGUCGGGAAAACGAAAACCAGUUCUAGCGACUGGUUGCCAACUACUAUGGUCACUGCCACCUCCUCUUCAACCACCGAUGAUACUGCUUAUUCAAGUACCGUUUCUUCUUCAAGUACCAGUACUAAGACUUCGACACCUCAAUUGCCAAAUGCUAUUACCCCAGCUACCCAAGUCUCCGUGACUGAUAAUUACACCCUUAUCACCAUUGGGUUCAAGUCUAGUUUGAAUUAUCCAUUUGUGGUGUCUCAUUCUUUGGCUUCUGCACAAAUCUUCCAAUACUUGCCAGGUGUUUUGACUUAUGCUAUUAGUGAUGAUUCUAGCGUUGCCGUUAAGCAGUUGGUUCCAUUCCAAUCUUCUGAUUUAGAUUACAUUGUUACUGUCGCUGAAGUCUACUUCCCAAAGGACUGGGUUGACAUCUUGAAUGAAGACAUUCAAACCCCAUACUCCAAGAUUUACUUCAAUACCGAUGCUACCGAAAACAGUUUGGCUCAAUUGAUUGAUAUCAAUAUUCCAUUGACCGGGUUGGAAUCUUCUUCUAUCAGCAGUAGUAGUUCCAGUAGUAGUUCUUCCAGCGGUGGUUCAACCGACGUUUAUGUCAGUGGUGGUUCUGACGGGUUGACAUCUUCAUCGACUGGCUCUUUCGAUUCUGUUCAAAACACCGAUGUUCCUGCUAAUUCCAAGUUAGGAGUUGUUGGUACAACAUCUGGGGUUUCUGCUGCGGUUUAUAUCAGUGUUCUUUUGGUCGGAUACAAGGUUUACAAGAAUAAAAAGGGAUUAAGCUUCGUGUCAAGCAAGGAUGGUGAUAUUAUUUUGCCAGUGGCUGAACAUGGGGUCAUUGCUCCAGAAACCCAACAAGUGCAUACUGGUCAAGUGUUGAUUAACCCAGUUUACCAGGAUCCAUCAAUUGCCAGAAGAAUGUCUUAUCAAUCGUUGGUAUCCAACAGUUCUAAUUCAUUCAAUCAAAAUAAUCGGGAUGUUGCCGCCAUGGUGUUUGGCAAUGAUACCAUGUCAGAAAUCAUGACCAUCAGUGAAAUCGAUGAAAUCCAAACUCUUGGUGACGAAGUUGAAUCUAUUGUUCCUCACAUUUCAUCUCCAAACCCUCAAAGAUGGUUCUGA
This is a messenger RNA of Saccharomycopsis crataegensis, 3153 nucleotides long. RefSeq names its product Msb2 protein. Gene Ontology annotation, cellular component: cell surface; extracellular region; site of polarized growth. NCBI's taxonomy places the organism in Eukaryota, Fungi, Ascomycota, Saccharomycetes, Ascoideales, Saccharomycopsidaceae. The transcript has a single exon. The coding region runs from base 1 to 3153 and encodes 1050 amino acids. Gene Ontology annotation, biological process: cellular bud site selection; signal transduction involved in filamentous growth; hyperosmotic response. Gene Ontology annotation, molecular function: osmosensor activity. The record is from RefSeq and is a predicted model, not a curated record.